Messenger RNA from Ilyonectria robusta, 2326 nucleotides. RefSeq lists its product as uncharacterized. The transcript has a single exon. Gene Ontology annotation, biological process: lipid homeostasis; fatty acid beta-oxidation using acyl-CoA oxidase. Bases 139 to 2238 code for a protein of 699 amino acids. The record is from RefSeq and is a predicted model, not a curated record. Gene Ontology annotation, cellular component: peroxisome. Gene Ontology annotation, molecular function: fatty acid binding; FAD binding; acyl-CoA oxidase activity. Lineage: Eukaryota; Fungi; Ascomycota; Sordariomycetes; Hypocreales; Nectriaceae.
UGUCGGCUUAGCUGGACAACAGCCUUUCAUGGCCGUAUUUAGUGUACAAGGUUCCAUCUUUCAAUUCUCCCUGAACAUUCACCACCUACGUUCCCCCUUAUACCCUUAUACACUCCUGUCAGCCGCGACAUCGUCGAAAUGCCUCCCCCGAAUCCCGACUGGGUCAAGGCCCUCACGCCCUCGGGCCCCCAAGGAUCAGAGCUCCUUGCCCAGGAGAGAGCUAAAUCAGAUCUCAAUGUGGAUCAGCUUGCCACCUUCUUGUUCACAAGCGAGGUUCUCAAGAGAGACGCGAAGCUUCUGGAGAUUCUCUCAUCUGACCCCGUCUUCGACAAGUCGCAAAACUAUUUCCGUGGCAGGAAAGAGAGAAUCAAGGCCGCUCUUGCAAGGGCAAAGACCUUGAGACAGCUAUCCGUCAAGCACAAUUGGAGCCAGGAUGAGUACCAAGCCGCCAAUGACCUCAUCAGCGAGCCGACCCCGUACGGCCUGCACGCGUCCAUGUUCUUGAAGACCUUGGAAGAACAGGGCACACCGGCGCAGCACAAGCUGUUCCUCGAGCCAGCCCAGCGUUACGAAUACAUCGGAUGCUACGCGCAGACCGAGCUCGGCCACGGAUCCAAUGUCCGAGGCCUGGAGACGACUGCCACUUGGGAUCCUAAGGACAAGACGUUCACGCUUCAUUCGCCUCACCUGACCGCCUCCAAGUGGUGGAUUGGCUCGCUGGGAAAAGCCGCAAACUACGCCGUGGUCGUCGCACAGCUCAUCUUGAACGGCAAGCCGUGUGGCCCGCACCCAUUUGUCGUCCCUAUCCGAGACCUCAAAACCCACAAGCCUCUACCAAACAUCCACGUCGGAGAUAUCGGCCCCAAGUUCGGUUAUAACACCAUGGACAACGGAUUCCUGCUCUUCAACCACGUCAAGAUCCCCCACAUCAACAUGCUUAGCCGAUUCUCAGGCGUCGACCCAGAGACGUCAAAGUACAUCCGGCCAUCUAACCCAGCGCUCAUGUACGGCACUCUGACCUACAUCCGGUCUUCAAUUGUCCUCCAGUCGGGAUCCGUGCUUGCCCGCGGCGUGACCAUCGCCACGCGCUACUGUGCGGUUCGACGCCAGUUCCAAGACCGCGACGCUGCCGAGGGCGAGUCUGGUGAGAACCAGGUUCUCAACUACACCAUGGUGCAGCACCGCAUUCUGCCGUUGCUGGCAGCUUCUUACGCCUUGCAUUUCACUGGCCGCGCCAUGAUCAACCUCUACCAGGCAAACCAGAAACGGAUGGCCCAGAAGCAGGCUGGAAACGAUGCCAAGCGAGCACCUGGUCCGGAGGAGCUCAACCCCGGAAGCGACCUCUUGGCUGAUCUUCACGCCAUCUCGUGCUCGCUGAAGGCUUUCGCGUCCACUACAGCCGCCGAGGGACUGGAGGUGUGCCGCCGUGCCUGUGGCGGUCACGGUUACUCUGCCUUCUCCGGAAUCGGUAGUUGGUACGCCGACUAUCUGCCCACCGUCACAUGGGAGGGCGACAACUACAUGCUCACGCAGCAGGUCGCUCGGUAUUUGCUCAAGUCUGCCCGUGCAGUCCUUGCAGGUAAAGCCGUCGACAACAGCAUCACUCGCAUCUUCAACGAGUUCCUCCGGAGGCAGGAUGUCGGUGCUGCUUUUGACGUCCUCGACAACGACCAGCAUCUUGUCGAUGCCUUUGCCUGGCGGGUUGCUUUUCUGACCUUCGAGGCCCUCAAGCACAGAGAUGAAGACAAGCAGUCUUGGAACAGCCUCCUUAUUGACUUUUGGCGUCUCUCCACUGCCUACGCUCAGUACCAGGUAGUCAAGUACUUCUACGAGGCGCUCCAGGACGACAAGACAAAGGCCGAGCUUGAUCCCAGCACACUGCCAGUGCUUCGCCAGCUGUUCCAGCUGUUCGCGCUGCACUACUUGACAAACCACGCUUCCGAGUUCUUCACCAGCGCCGCCACCAACGUGCGCCAGAUCCAGCUUGCACGCACAAAGCGUACGCUGUCUCUCCUCGAACAGAUCCGACCCCACGCUGUGAGACUGGUUGACGCAUGGAAGUUCCCCGACUGGCAGCUUGAUAGCUCGUUGGGUCGUUACGAUGGUAAGGUGUAUGAGGAUAUGUUCCACCGGGCUUCCGAGGUGAACCCCCUGAAUGAUGUUGUGUUUGACCCUUACCCGAAUUCCGCUGUCUUGUUUAGAGAAGAUGCAAGCGAAGAUCUGAAGGCGAAAUUGUAGUUAUGUGUCCUAUAGAAGUUCCCUUCAGGCUUUUAGACUUUGUAUAGAAAUUUGUUCUCUAAGAUGAAAUAUAAUUGUUUUUCUCAAG